Molecule: messenger RNA, 3367 nt
Organism: Oncorhynchus nerka (sockeye salmon)
Lineage: Eukaryota; Metazoa; Chordata; Actinopteri; Salmoniformes; Salmonidae
Gene: slc25a12
Product: solute carrier family 25 member 12
Exons: 18
Coding region: 447-2405 (652 amino acids)
Biological process (GO): L-glutamate transmembrane transport; malate-aspartate shuttle; aspartate transmembrane transport
Molecular function (GO): L-aspartate transmembrane transporter activity; L-glutamate transmembrane transporter activity; calcium ion binding
Source: RefSeq, a predicted model, not a curated record
CGUUUCAGAAAUCGCUUUUAAUGUUGUCUGCAUGUUUGAUCUGUUUUGUAUUGGGUAUAUGACUAUAUCGUUUUAAGGAUUAAUUGAGUCUCUUUUUGUCGGGUGUAGGGCAUUUAUUGCUCCGUGCAUCACUGCGGUAACGCCCGGUCUCUGGCCUUGAAUGAAUAUCCACAAGGCGGAGUUAGCGAUAAGGCUAGCGUCUACAUCUGAUUAACAUUGCGAUACUAGCUAUUUACAAACUCACAAGAUUGUGCAAUAAUGACAACCGCAUCACUCAAGUACCAUCGUGUGUCUAAAUACCCUCUUAUCCGUUCUGUUCUUUGCUGUUUUAAACCUAACGAGUCAUUUGAAGAAGGGUGCAAUCCACCAAACGGGCAGACCCGAGCGAAUUGAAGGUUAUCUUUCAGAAGCAUGCCAGUGUGGUGGAUGCAGAUGGCGAGAAAUUGAUGACCCCGGGGGACUUUGUGCAGAAAUACCUGGGCCUGCACACACAGAUCCAUCACAACCCCAAAACUGUCCAGCUCAUCGCAGGUGUAGCUGAUACCACCAAGGAUGGGCUGAUCUCGUUCCAGGAGUUCUUAGCAUUUGAGUCGGUGCUGUGUGUUCCGGAUGCCCUCUUCAUCGUAGCCUUCCAGCUGUUUGACAAGACUGGCACUGGAGACAUCUCUUUUGAGAAUGUGCGGGACAUCUUCAGCCAGACCACAGUGCACCACCACAUCCCCUUUAACUGGGACUGUGAGUUCAUCCGCCUGCACUUUGGACACGAUCGCAAAAAACGCCUUAGCUACCUCGAGUUCACCCAGUUCCUACAGGAGUUACAGUUGGAACAUGCGCGCCAGGCCUUUGCCCAGAAGGACAAGAACAAAAGCGGCACAAUCUCUGCCAUGGACUUUAGUGACAUCAUGGCCACCAUCCGACACCACGUGCUCACACCGUUCGUGGAGGAAAACCUGGUUUCGGCUGCGGGGGGCAGCACCUCUCACAUGGUCAGCUUCUCCUACUUCAACGCAUUUAACUCUCUCCUAAACAACAUGGAACUGAUCCGCAAGAUCUACAGCACACUGGCCGGUAGCCGCAAGGAUACACUGGUCACUAAAGAGGAGUUUAUCUUUGCUGCUAACAAGUUUGGCCAGAUCUCUCCCAUGGAGAUCGACAUCCUGUACCAGUUAUCAGGCCUUCACUCCCACUCUGGCCGUCUGAACGUUUCUGACAUUGAGAGGAUAGCCCCACUGGAGGAGGGAGCGCUGCCCUAUCACCUGGCUGAGAUACAGAAACAGCAGAGCCAAGGUGAUGGUUCCAGGUCAGUGUUGCUGCAGGUUGCAGAGUCAGCCUACCGUUUCAGCUUGGGCUCAAUUGCUGGAGCUACGGGAGCCACGGCGGUGUAUCCUAUAGACCUGGUUAAGACCAGGAUGCAGAACCAGAGGAGUACAGGCUCGUUCGUAGGAGAACUGAUGUACAAGAACAGCUUUGACUGUGCCAAGAAGGUGCUGCGCUAUGAAGGCUUCUUCGGCUUCUACAGAGGUCUUCUUCCCCAGCUCAUAGGCGUGGCUCCAGAGAAGGCCAUCAAACUCACAGUGAAUGACUUUGUGAGAGAUAAGUUCACCGGUAAAGGCGACACCAUUCCCUUUGCUGCGGAGGUGCUGGCUGGAGCCUGUGCAGGGGCUUCCCAGGUGGUCUUUACUAACCCGCUGGAGAUAGUCAAGAUCAGAUUGCAGGUGGCAGGAGAGAUCACCACAGGACCUAGAAUCAGCGCCCUCAGUGUCAUCCGAGACCUCGGCUUGUUCGGCCUCUACAAGGGUGCUAAAGCGUGUUUCUUGAGAGACAUCCCUUUCUCAGCCAUCUUCUUCCCAGUGUACGCCCACACCAAGGCUCAGUUCGCCGACGAACAGGGAAGACUGGGCGCAUUACAGCUGUUAGCUGCUGGAGCCAUCGGCGGUAUCCCUGCUGCCUCCCUGGUGACGCCUGCUGAUGUCAUCAAGACGCGCCUGCAGGUAGCAGCGAGGGCGGGACAGACCACCUACACUGGAGUCACGGACUGCUUCAGGAAAAUCAUGCAUGAGGAGGGAUUCAGAGCACUGUGGAAGGGAGCUGGAGCUCGUAUGUGUCGAUCCUCUCCUCAGUUUGGGGUGACUCUGGUGACCUAUGAGCUUCUACAGCGGUGGUUAAAUGUGGACUUCGGUGGGCAUCGUCCGUCAGGGUCUGAGCCUACUCCUAAGUCUCGUAUCUCGGAGCUUCCUCCAGUCAGUGCUGACCACGUGGGCGGUUACCGUCUGGCUACGGCCACCUUCGCUGGCGUGGAGAACAAGUUUGGCCUCCACCUGCCCAAGUUCAAGUCCUCUGGAGUUGUCUCCAUUCACCAUGAUACUCCUUCUGCCUCCACUCAAGAGGAGGCUGCUGCCCCCUAAAGACUGGGCCUUUAACUACCUGCCCACUCCACUAGGGAGUAUACACUUAGACACACACUCCCAGGGGCCAUGCAAAAUAAAUACAUACUAAUACACACACACUGUUUGUAGGGCCAUUUAACCAGAAAUACACACACACUCCCAGGGUCCAUGUAACCAGACAUACACACUCCUCCCAGGGACUAAUUCAGUGCUCUCUCUCCCUGGUCCUGGAGAGCUGACUGUAGGUCAGUAGUUAAAGCUCAGUCAGUAACCUGAACACUGCACUGUGUUGUACUGUGUUGUAUCUCCAGUGGCUGCAUGCUCCUCUUCUCUCAUCCCUCUUUUCAUCUGAAACAUGUAUUUGAAAAGGAGCCUCGUCUCCCCCCCACAUUCCGGUGCCCCCCCCACACACAUUCCGGUUGCUCGCCUCUCCCCCACGCUGCGCUCUCACUCUCUGGUGGCUCCUCUCUUCUCAAUAAUAACUGAUUUAGAUUUUCUAGGAUUUCUUUUGGAUGCACAUUGUGUGUAAGGCUACUUUGAUUGGACAGUGUGUAGGGGAUAUUUGAUUGGACAGCGUGUGUAAGGCUUUACUCUGAUUGGGCCUUGCACAGGGAAGUUACUGUACAUAUUGUAGAUCUGCUGUACAGAUGUGACACUGCUGGAAAGGAAUUGUUACUGUAAGGUUGGACAAUGUUAUGGUAACGUUAGAGCAACACCAUGAGGAUAAUGAGAGAAACAUUUUGUUUACAGAAGUGUUGCAGUAAUGUUAGAAAGCAACGUGACUGUAACGUCGGAGUGACGUUACUGUUAUGUUAGAAUGACGUUGGGACUCUCUCUUGAGAAUCACUGAUGUACAGACCUUUUCAACAUAAGUGUUUAUUGAGGAGAAUCAUGGGCAAAUGAUUAGAUAACUUAAAUCCAUUUCAAUUCAUUGUGUAUUUUAUUGAAAUAAAUAAAGCAUAUGUAUGGUUUUCAUUCUA